Drosophila busckii is the source of this 1290-nucleotide messenger RNA. RefSeq lists its product as uncharacterized. Bases 1 to 1290 code for a protein of 429 amino acids. The record is from RefSeq and is a predicted model, not a curated record. Lineage: Eukaryota; Metazoa; Arthropoda; Insecta; Diptera; Drosophilidae. The transcript has 3 exons.
AUGUGGAGCACACGGGACUCUCGCUUUAUACGCAGUCGCCGAGUCCAAGCGGUAUAUCGCCGGUUUUUUCAAUACAGUGCCAUGCUGAUUUAUUUCUUUGCACGUGUGCUUGAUUUCGUGAGGCUCAAGUACGAUUGCGAAAACCAUCGCAUGCAGAAGUUCAAACAUCAUAUCCUAAUCGUUGUGGCAAUAGUUAUUUAUAAGCUCUAUUUUGUGAUCAACCAAUGCCAUGAACUCUUGAUGUUUUAUCAACUUCUAAGACGAUUCGUAUAUAUCGUCGAUGAGAGCCAGGGUCAAUAUUUGUUUAUUUUUGUGCUAAGCUACGCCUAUAUGCUAAUUUUUGAAGUUCAAAUACAUACUUUAUGUUACUAUCCACCAUAUUGUGAAGAAUUGAAGUACUUAAUCAAUGAAAUACUCAGUAUCACAAGAAUAAUUGAAGAAAGAUUUGGGUUAAUUUACUACUGUGACGCGUACCUGCUGGGCCUUAACAUAAUGAAAUUGUAUCUGUCCUACAUGUACCAACUAGACCUGUUAAAUCGUAAAGGCUAUUCCUAUAUUAUACAGUCUUAUUGGAUGCUUUUCGAAUACGUAACGUUUGCGUACUUCAUCUAUCAGUUACUACUGCUAAAUUGGCAGCGGAGCCUUGUAUUCUUCUUACAACGAUGUAUUGAGCAUCCAAAGAGACUGCGUGCUAUGUCCUCGAAGUACCGAAAUAGUAUACAAUGGAUACUACAUUUGAAUACGCGCAUCAGUAAGCUUCAUGACAGAAUGUCCCAGACAUUUUCCUGGAUAAACAGAGCUGUAUACUCUAACAUAUUGACUAGUAUAAAUAAUAUGGAACUUAUGCUUGAAUGCAUAAUCUACUCCGUUGAUGAGAUCGAUGAUAAAAUACAUAUAGUCUUGAAUAAUUUAGCAGCACCAGCUGUGCUACCAAUACUCAAUAUCUUCAUAAUUGGCAUAUUGAUGGAUAAAAUGCGGACAGUACAAGAACAGCUUCAGCUACAAAUUGUUAUAAUCAAUGCGAUUUAUUAUCGGUUGAAUAUACGCUUCAAGAAUAAGGUACAGGAACAUUGUUAUGAGUUCACUUCUUUAUUAUUGGAAAAGAAGCUGAAACCUUUUAGGAACAUUAGCAUAUUGGACAAUAACUGCGAUCGUGUAUUCGUCCUAAAUUAUUUUAUGACUAUUAUGACAACUACAUUUGCCUCAACUGCGAACAAACUGGCGAGUAUUAUCUACAAUAAUCUUAACGUUAUCGUUACUGUAUCAUCCGGCAAGUAUCAUCCACAAUAA